Chenopodium quinoa (quinoa) is the source of this 921-nucleotide messenger RNA. RefSeq names its product protein FAR-RED IMPAIRED RESPONSE 1-like. The transcript has 3 exons. The coding region runs from base 1 to 921 and encodes 306 amino acids. Gene Ontology annotation, molecular function: zinc ion binding. NCBI's taxonomy places the organism in Eukaryota, Viridiplantae, Streptophyta, Magnoliopsida, Caryophyllales, Amaranthaceae. Gene Ontology annotation, biological process: regulation of DNA-templated transcription. The record is from RefSeq and is a predicted model, not a curated record.
AUGAGGAUAACCAGGGGGUGGCCAAGUCCCAUUUUUCUUCAUCCUGUACUCAAUGAUACAGUUUAUCCAAACUCAAGACAUAGGCUAUGUCUAUGGCAUUUGCAAAAGAAUUUUGUGUCACACUUUGGAACUCUAAAAACCAAUCCUGAAUUCAAAAAUAUGUUUCACAAAUGCUUAAGUGGAUGUGAUUCUGAAUCUGACUUUGAAGAUUGUUGGCACAAGAUGGUUCAAAAACAUGGGCUAGAGAAAAAAGAAUGGUUUGAUAGGUUAUACGGUCUACGAGAUAAAUGGUGCACAACAUUGAGCAAGGAUAUUUUCUCAGCUGGAAUUCUUUCAUCUCAAAGGGUAGAAGUAACAAACAGAGCAAUUUCAUUUAAGGCCAACAAAACCACAAAGCUUUUGGAGUUCUUUCACAUUUUUGAGGCUACUGUGAAAAGAUGGAGAAGCACUGAAAAGAGUGACAACUUCAGAUGUACUACUGAGAGACCAAGAACAACAACAAAGAUAUUAAAACAUGCAGCUGAAGUUUAUACUCUAAACUUAUACAAGGAUUUUAAGCUGGAAUUUGAAACAAGUCUUGGAGCAUAUGCAAGAGAAAAAGCCACUUCAAUGCAAUAUGUCAAAUUCUUUGAUGUUUCUCUUGAUGAAGAUUAUAUGCACACCUAUCAAGUCAUAUAUUACACUCAAAACAAUGAGUUUAUGUGUUCUUGUAUGUGCUUCACAGAGACUGGAUUGCUGUGCUUUCACAUUAUCAAGAUAAUGCAAAUGUACAGCAUACAUGCUAUUUCAGAGAGAUACAUUCUGAAACGUUGGACCAAGCUUGCUAAAUCAAACAUUUGGGAUGGCAGUGAAUCAAAUGAAAACUUAAUGUCUGAUGUGAAAAAUAUAAUACAUGAAAAAGAUAAUAUUAUUUCUGAUUGA